AUGAGUCUUUGCGACCGGUCCGACACACGCCACAGUUCACCCACACGCUCGCCGACAUCCACCGUGGAUGUUUGGUCGCUACGGACAUUUGAGAGCCCCGGCAUCGACAAGGAUCCCAUCGAAGGCAUCGACGAGGAUCCCAACGAAGGGCAAGCAGAAGGCUCUACUCCUAGACUCGACGACCUCAAAGCGGACCCCACCUAUCCCCGACAGCUGCUGGCAGCCGAUCUCGCGCUCGAGGAUGUCGAGGAUUUCGAGACCAUCUUGAACGUUGACGGCUUCUUCAGCACCUGGCUUUCGGAUUGUGAGCCUUUCCCGAGGCCUGAGCGCAGUGAAGGUCGGAGGCAUUCCUGGCUGCAGCACAAAGGCCAGCAGUUGGUGCUGCCGGCGGGACCUUGCGAGCUGCCAUGCGAUGGUCGAGCCAGCUUCGUGUGCCGCUUCUUCGUGCAGCUUGAGGAGGACGAGGAGUUUUGCUUGGUCAAGCGACUGCUGGGCAAAGGCGGCUGCAACAUGAAGGAAGUCGCCGAGAACUUCAACGCGAAGGUGCGGCUCCGCGGCAUUGGCAGCGGGUUCCUGGAGGCGAACGGGAGGCAGGAGGCGCCAGUGCCACUGGAGAUCCACGUGAGCUGCAAAGACUUUGGGCAGUACCUCAACUCCGUGGCAACAGUGGCCAUCACUUUGCAGCAGCUCUACCGCCACUAUGCGCGGUAUGCGCGGUCCAAGGGCCUCGAGGGCCCUUUGCUCAAGGUGAAGGUGGAAGAGCUCCGGCGCAGCGACCACGGCUGGGACCCGCGCUUCUUUCUCGGCCGCGGUGCAAAGCGGCCGCCCGUGGGCAGCGGGCCACCGGUCACGGGACCAUUCACCUCGGAGGUGGGUGGCGGAGCCUUGCAACGAAGAGAAGGCCGUUGGCCAAAGCGCGCGUGCUGGCGAGCACAAGACCAGGGACCGAGGCCCGGACCACUCUGGAGGCCCAAGAAGCCUUCCAGCUCGAGUCAUCGCAAGGCCUUGGGUUGA
Effrenium voratum is the source of this 1014-nucleotide messenger RNA. Lineage: Eukaryota; Dinophyceae; Suessiales; Symbiodiniaceae. The record is from the annotation of a GenBank genome assembly.